CGAUGCCGGUGAGGAGGGGGAUGGGCGCCUCUACGAAUGUAAGGACCGAGACAGAAUCAGAGCUCUGUAUCACAUACAGCAGCCUAUACCCCAUUAUAAAUAGCGACUGUAAAUAUAUAAGACACUAAAAUAAAUUGAUGUAUUUACCGGGGAUCUAUUAUAGAUACUCAAUGGAUGCAGUGCACGUGAACAGCACAGGGAAUUUAACUUUCCGUCUAUGCGUGGGAGACCCUGAGAAGUUUGUUUCCUAACCCUGGAGAGGGAGCCACUUAUAAGGGCAAAGGAUACAGGAGACUCCGAGGUCGAACUACAGGCCUACUGGUCUGACUGGAAUUGAUGUUGGGAUGCUAUAAGGAUUUUCUACUGUACAUGAAAUUGCCUCGUUUAUACAAGUUUGGAAUGCCUCUUUAGGUCCCCCAUGACCGUGAGCCGUGGGCUACGGCUCGGCGGCACCCCACCUCUGGAGUGGUCUGUUGUAGUUGGGACCCUGUGAUUCCUCGCCUCACCUCUCCUCCUUUCCCCCAUCCCAUCCUGUCCCUCCCCUUCCCCUCCCCUUCCUUCCCCCUCUUCCCCCCCUCCCACGUGUCGCUGUGCUGGACGUCAUGAGCAUAGUAAUCGCACUGGGAGUCACCACACCUGAAACGUCUUAUUCAGAUAUGGCUGCUGGAUCAGACCCUGAGUCAGUUGAAGCAAGCCCUGCAGUGAAUGAGAAAAACUACAACAACCACAGUUGUGGGAGCGCACAGAGUCAUGGGUAUCGGGGACUACCAUAUGCUAUGCAACAGUCUUCCGUUGUCUGUUGUCAGGAUCACAACUAUGGCGCACCCCCUCCCCCAACCCCACCCGCCUCCCCGCUCUCCCAAACCAUCAUUCCCCGCAUGGACCUCAAUGGCGUGGUACGCAGCUCUCACUAUCACGAUACUACUGAGGACAACUCAGCCGACAGCGACAGCUCCUCAGAGGAGGAUGGGGCCCCCUGGUGUCACUGCAACCUGACACCAGAUGGCCUGCUCAUCAAAUGUGAUAACUGCAGGGGACUGGACAGAAGGAAAGGUGUAAAAGGCCAACACAGAAAAAAACCAGAAAAUGUUUCAGCUGGAGAGAGUAGCGCAACAGAGAGUGGUGAUGAAGAGGUGUCACCCUCUACCAUCUCCUAUACUGCCACCCAGCAUACACCAACCAGCAUCAAACUCACUGUCAACAGAGUCAAAAGAAGCAAAUCCAAAAAGAGGAAGAAGAGCACGGAGAAGGCCCGUGGGGCACAGAAGGGCAAGAAAAUUAAGGCUUUCAGAGAGGGCUCUAGGAAGUCUAUGAGGAUGAAGAACUCUACCACAGAGGCCAGCGUGCUGGAUGAGAACACAGAAGAGGGAUGGGAGAACAGGAUCCGCCAGUGGACAGACCAGUAUGAGGAGGCUCUGGCCAACCAGUACAGCGCAGAUGUCCAGACACUGCUCCAGCUUCACCGAUCUACCAGUAGCACCAUCUCAAAAGGCGAAAGUGUUGCCACGACGCCUGCUUCAACCACACAGAUUCAGGCCUCCUUGGACACCAUGGACACCAUCAAUCGCACUGAGCUGACCUGUAACAAUACGGUGCUGGGCUCACAGAUGCAGCUCCAGCUUGGGCGAGUAACACGGGUGCAGAAACACAGGAAGAUCCUCCGAGCGGCGAAGAACCUGGAGCCGGACACACUCAUCAUUGAAUAUCGGGGAAAGGUCAUGCUCAAACAACAGUUUGAAGUCAAUGGGCACUUCUUCAAAAAACCCUACCCUUUUGUGCUGUUCUACUCAAAAUUUAAUGAUGUGGAGAUGUGUGUUGAUGCCAGGACUUUUGGAAAUGAUGCCCGCUUCAUCAGGAGGUCCUGUACACCAAAUGCUGAGGUCCGGCAUAUGAUUGCUGAGGGCAUGAUCCAUCUGUGCAUCUACGCUGUUAGUCAAAUCACAAAAGACGCUGAGGUCACCAUUGGAUUUGACUAUGAGUUCAGUAGCUGUAAUUACAAAGUGGACUGUGCCUGCCAUAAGAGCAACCAAAACUGCCCAGUGCAGAAGCACAACCUGAGUCCCAGGGAGAGCUUGGUGAGUCCCCCUUCCCUGCCGCCUCCCUCCCCUCUGAUUGGUGCUGAGACUCGAAGGAGAAAAGCACGGAGGAAAGAGCUGGAGGGCAGUCUGGCUGCUGAUGGCAACCUGAUGCUGGAGCAGCAGCAGCAGGACACCAAUAAUCUGCAGGGGACCAGUGACACUGAGGAGAGACUGCCAGAUGAGGUUAAGGUGGAAGAAGGGGAGGAUGGAGAAGUUGAUGAAAAUGGGGUCAUCUCCAAUAAAAGAUCUCUUAACAACCUGGAAAGGAGGAGGAGGAGAAUGGGAGGAGCAGAAAUAAAGGAGGAGGGUGUAGAAACUGAGGAUGGGGCAGGAAACCCCACAGGGAACACCUCCAUAUCCCAACACACUGGAGUUGGGGUCAGCACACGGCGCACCACCUAUGUUGUGGAAGCGUCAUCUAUUGAUGAAAAACCCUCACUACCGAAUCUGCCCGCCCCAGUUGCUCCCCCUAAACCCAUAAAACCUAACAAGCCUCGUCCCAAAAGUCGAAUAUCUCGCUACCGGUCAAGUUCCUCCCAGCGUGCCCGACGACAGCGCCAAGCCCUCGCCCAGCAAGCAGCAGCCGCUGCAGCAGCAGCAGCAGCAGCAGCAACACCAACAUCAACUGAUCAGGGUGCCGCUGUGGACGAGGAGGGAAGUCAGGGCCCAUAUGGUGCUGAACAUAGCCACGGGGAGAGCACCGUGGGAGGUCAUUUUGUAGAUGGAGAUGGCCAAGGCCUUAACUGCAUGAACAGAGGCAGUCUGCGGUACCCAAAGACCAAGAAGUACCUGGUGACAGAAUGGUUAAAUGACAAGAUUCCUGGAGGAGAGAGAGUCCACCAGGAGGUUCCUGUUGAGCGCCCGCUGCGGAUAACCACUGACCCCACAGUUCUAGCCACCACUCUCAACAUGCUUCCAGGCCUCUCUCAGUCAUCACUCAUCUGUACCACACCCAGACACUACAUCCGCUUUGGCUCCCCCUUCAACCCUGAGAGACGCCGGCCCCGUCCGCUCCAGAUGGACGGCACUUAUGGCUGCUUCAAAAAGAGAUGGAUCAAACAGGUGGAAGAUGAGAGCUGCUCAGCCAGUGUGGAGGAUGGCACAGAGUCCACCUCCUCCCAUCAAAGUACCAGUAGUAGAUCCACCCCGAACCCUCUAUCCAGUGAACUCACUGCACCUUUUAAAAAGCGCCACUCCAAGUAUAUCACAGAAAUAACACCAGCACCCUCGGACCACCUGCUUCGCCCGCUGUCACCCAUCACACCCCCGCUUCCAGAGGACUCCCUUCACCCGCUGCUCCAGACUCCCUGUGGCUCCCUGCUGCCCAACGGCCUGGCCUACUCACCCAUGCCCUCACUGCCUGCCAGCCGCUGCAACACACCGCUGCAGUUUGAAAACAUAUCAUCCCCUGAGGCAUCUCCUGUCCACCGGCCUGAGUCCAUAUCCCCUGAGCCAUGCCUUCAGACUGACUUUGAUGCCUCUCGGCCGCAAUUCCCAGACCUGUCACUCCCUUCCAGCUUGGAGAGCCCUGUUCCUGUGACCUCAGAUGAUUUUUCCCAACCCGGAGGCACUGCAGGCCAAGAUUCGCAGGGCCUGUCAUCUGUAGGGAGCAGUUCCCUAAAUCCAGUGUCAUGCCCUUCCUCGGACAUAAACGCCCAAAACAGGGAGCAGGCCUUCAGGACAGAGUUCAACCUCAUAUACACCUGCUCACCUCUCAACGCAAACCUGGGGAACCCCACAACCACCGACCGACGCCUCUCCCAGUCAGAAGGAGGAUUCUCACCUGCAGAUUCCUUCCACAGUUCCAUAAGUGGCCAGGGGCUGAUUGGAGACAUGGGCCCCGGCUCCAUGUCACCCUUUGGGGAGCCUCAUUUUGGAGGAGGCUACCCUGAUAAUGGCACACCGCCUCACACCAGCAACCCACCACAAAAAAAGAAGAGGGCCAACCAGCAUACCAUUAGUCUGCUGACAGGGAAGCCAGAUUACCAGGCAAUUGCUAUAAGAAGUGAAUACAAGCCAGUACAAAAUAUGGUGUCUUUGCUGGAGUACCGCAAGAGGAAGCAGGGUGGUGGUCGCGACUCAGAGCCAGCCAGCAGCAGCUCAUCUCUGGGUGGAACCCCCACACGACCUGGCUCCCACUACAACAAGGACUCCCAUCAUCCCCAUUCCCAUCAGCAGAUGCAGCCUCAAGCAUCCCCACACAGCACCUUCUCAUCCUCAGCACACACCACCUCAAUCCCACACACAGAGCAGGUCAGUCCUCCGGACCACCAGGGCCCAUCAGUGCAGUCCAGACGCCAGGACAGCAACAACCAGUGGAUGGUCCCCACUACUGUUGAACGUCUGAGGGAAGGCCAGGGGGCUCUAGAGCGAGCUCUGAGAAGCAUCAAGCUUUACAAGAGGAGUGAAGGCUCCAUAGAGAAGGAAUCUGAGGCAGAUCGAUACGAGAUGCAGGCGGUGUCCAUGGCUUCUUCCAUGAAGAGUCCACACACAUACAGCCCCUCUGUGUACUCUCACCAGUCCACAGAAGGCCACAGACAGAUUGACAGCCCGUCGUUCCUCCAGCAGACCUCCAGCUCUCCAUUCCGUUGUUCCUACAGUCCCUCAUCAGGCCAGAACAUCUACCAGCGCCUCUCUUCCUCCCACCCAGGACUCUCCCAGGACCACCCCCCAACCUCAUACUCAAGCCCCACCUCCACUUCCUCAUCGGACUCCAGGCCACCGGCGGGCUCUCUACACCAGCAGAGUGGUAGCAGUAGCGUGGACGGAGGCCACGGCUAUAGCAGCAGCCAUUUAAAAGCCAGCCUUUUGAACAGCAGUGGCCUGGCGGGGGCUUCUACCCCCGGAUCCAGGGCCCAUGGGCAGACUAAAACAGACUCUGGUGCACAGGCCUCCAAAGGGAGUCAGCACCAGGCACCUCGCAGCCUGAAGUCAGGCAGCCCAGGUCAGGCAGUGCUGCAGGCUGGCCCCAGGCUACUGUCGGCCUCUGGGUCAACACACUACCCCCAGCGAGGGACAAACCUCAGUCAGUUCCAGCACUCUUCCCUCCAGGGAUCCGGAGUAAGGACACAGUCAGGAAGCUUUUAGGACCUUGUGCAAGUGUGUAUGUGUGUGUGUGUUUGUGUGAGUGUGACUGAAGCUGUGUAUCUCCUCAACCCCUGAGGCUGCAGUGGAACAGGGAUCAGGGAGUUUGGAGAGGGCAAAUGUACAGACCUGAGAGGAACAAGGACUUCUUUGAGAAUUUGUCCUGUAUUAUUUUGUCUUUUCUUUCUUUCUUUUCAGAAAAAAAAACAAUUAGCACAUCCUGCACAAAGAUUAAUCAUUGACUUUGUACAUCAUUAGAGUUUCGGAGGGAAAAGUGAUUUCAAUGACGCAUUCAGAGAAAAACAAAAAACCAAGAAAUCAUGUGUAACUUGAAAUUGUUCCAAGUGAUUCUUCUUGUUCCAGACAAUUAAAAGAGGGUCGAUAAUGUCAGAAAUUAAAACCUUCCACACAAAUGUCUGUACAAAGUUCUACAAGGCCACACCCGUGGUCACUGUGGUAUCCAGGUUGGAGAAAUGCUGACAUGCAUAUGUGUCUAAAAGCAAGAGUUAUAUUAUUUUAAGUGUGUGUGUGUGUGUGUGUGUGUGUGUGUGUGUGUGUGUGUGUGUGUGUGUGUG
Molecule: messenger RNA, 5737 nt
Organism: Archocentrus centrarchus (flier cichlid)
Lineage: Eukaryota; Metazoa; Chordata; Actinopteri; Cichliformes; Cichlidae
Gene: setd5
Product: SET domain containing 5
Exons: 25
Coding region: 603-5165 (1520 amino acids)
Biological process (GO): regulation of DNA-templated transcription
Cellular component (GO): Rpd3L-Expanded complex; Set3 complex
Source: RefSeq, a predicted model, not a curated record